GUCAAAUUGACCACGGAAGAACACGAGGAAGUAAAAACGGAGGCGUGAGACCCUGACUAUAAACGUAAUGUAGGCUACUGAUAACACUAGAAGCCAUGUCAUCCAAAGUGGGAGUCAAUGGUGAAAUUGAAAAGAGAGCAGCUAUGACAACUGAGACCUCCUUGGCAACAAAUAUAGGGGAAACUAUCAAGAACAAUGAAGAACAGGUGGAAUUUAACUCCAGUAAUGACAUAACAGCCUCCGACACAAAUACUGUAGCCGCAAGUAACCUAGCUCUACUGAAAGCCCACUCUUUGGAUGUUAAAUUUGAAGUGGGGGAAGAAUAUGACAUCAUUGAAACAAUAGGAACAGGGGCCUAUGGUGUUGUGUCUUCAGCAAGGAGGCGGGACAAUGGGCAGCGGGUGGCGAUAAAGAAGAUUCCAAAUGCCUUUGACGUGGUGACUAAUGCCAAACGCACGUUACGAGAACUUAAGAUUCUCAAACAUUUCAAACAUGACAAUAUUAUUGCCAUUAAAGACAUCCUUCAACCUGCUUUGCCUCACUCUGCAUUCAAAUCUGUAUAUGUGGUUUUGGAUCUGAUGGAGAGUGACCUCCAUCAGAUCAUCCACUCCCGUCAACCACUCACCCCUGAGCACACUCGCUACUUCCUCUACCAACUUCUGCGAGGACUUAAAUACAUCCACUCCGCUAACGUCAUUCACCGUGACCUCAAGCCCUCCAACCUGCUGGUCAAUGAGAACUGCGAGUUGAAGAUUGGGGACUUUGGGAUGGCCCGGGGGCUCAGCUCACAUCCGGAAGAGUCAAGGUCAUUCAUGACCGAAUACGUGGCAACCCGGUGGUACAGGGCCCCGGAGCUCAUGCUGUUCUUGCACCACUACAGCUUAGCUAUCGACAUGUGGUCGGUGGGAUGCAUCUUUGCCGAGAUGCUGGGGAGGAAGCAGCUGUUCCCCGGGAAGCAUUACGUGCAUCAGCUGCAACUCAUUCUGCAUAUUUUAGGUACUCCUCCUGAGGGGGUGAUUGGGGCUAUUGGAGCGGACAGGGUGCGUUCCUAUGUACAGAGCCUGCCAACCCGUAGUCCCAUCCCCCUCACCUCUCUGUACCCCCUGGCUGAACCAUCCGCCCUGGACUUGCUGGCAGCGAUGCUGCGUUUUGACCCUCGUGAAAGAAUCAGUGUGACCCAGGCGCUGGCACACCCCUACCUCGCCAAAUACCAUGAUCCUGAUGAUGAGCCCAUCUGCGUACCAGCUUUUGAUUUUGAGUUUGAUAAGCUGUCACUUAGCAGGGAGCAAAUUAAAGAGGCAAUUUUGGGGGAGAUACAAGAUUUUCACCAGAGGAAGCAAGGGAACAGGCGGAAGAUUCAGUUCAAGCCACUUCAAAGGCAGAGUAACCAGUGUAGUUUGGCUAAUAACGUAUUAACCACAACACCGAUUCAGCAAUUACAGCUGCAGAAAUUGCCAAAUCAAGAAUUUCAACAGAAACAGGAUAACAUUAUUGAUAAACCAACCCAAGCUGCCCAAACUGCCUUCAUAAGUGGGAUCCCACACCUCUGCAAACAGGACCCUCCAUUGCCUCUCCAUACCCAAACAGAAAGCUGCCAAGAUGUGGAUAUGCCCAGUGCCAACUCUGAAAAUGGUCAUCCUGAGACUAUUGACUUGACAACUCCAGUUUCUACACAAGCUACCCCUCUGCCUAAUAUUGGAGAAAGCUUAAAGAUGGAGGGGCCAUCGUCUAACCAGAGGCCCAUCACACCAGUAACUCAAAUUCAUUCCCUCGCUCUAGCUUCCACUCUGCCCUCCACCUCAUCUCAAACCCCAUCCUCGUUUUCCCUGCCUGGUCCCUCUCUCUCACUGUCUCAGUCACAAGCACAGUCUCUCUCUCAGUCCUUAUCUCGUUCACUGGCUAAAGGGGGCCGAGUUGGAACAGGAGAAGCAACCCGAAAAGAAGGUGCCAUUUCAGAUGAUACCAAAGCAGCCCUAAAAGCAGCCUUGCUGAAAUCAGCUCUCAGACAAAGAACAAGAGAUGGAGGCUCAGCAGGGCUGAGCAUGGAAAUUGUGGGAGCAGGGGGGCUAGCAUCCUCUCUCCCCUCUUCCCUCCCCCCUCCGGAACUGCGGCGUCCAGUCACAGCCCAGGAACGACAGAGAGAAAGGGAAGAGAAGAGGAGGAGGAGACAGGAACGAGCUAGAGAACGAGAGAGGAAGAUGAAGGAGAAGGAGAAAAGAGAAGGGAAGGAGUCUCUUAGAGGUGUGGUGUUGAGCGAUAAUGACAAGUCCCUGCUGGAACGCUGGAGACGGAUGAUGGACAGCCAGGCUGAUAAAUCUCAGCAGGUUUUAGAUGACAGUCGGACUAAAGACAGUAAAGCUGUGUCCCUUAAUGUGAAUUCAACCAGGCAGACCCAGGUAGUGAUGGAAAAGGGGCACCCCUUGACAAAUAUUGAGGUCAGGCAAGAUAAUAAAGAAGUAUGUGAGCAUCACAUAGAUAAACAACAAAAAGGACAGCAAGUAAAAGAACAACAGCUGGUUACCCAGUCAAACCAAAAUUUGCCUGGAUUCUAUCAACAACCCAGUUCACCUGUUUCACUACCCUUUUCACUGACAUUGGUACAGGACGGGAGCAGGGACAUAGUUAGUGGAGGGGUGGACACGUUGGAUGACUCUGCAUUUGCCAAAAACAGGACUCACAAGCAACAGGCAGAAUUUGGAGGGAGGAACAUACACGGUACACCAGAGAACUGGACUCGUCGAGAGAGUGGGGUUGCAGCAGUGUUGCCCCAACAAGUACAUGUAGUACUGAGCAGUACCGGCAUUGCCCCACCAAGUACAAGUAGCGAAUACGCUUCUCAGUCAGGUUUCCCACAGCCUCAACUUCUAGCAAUGGGACCUUAUAUGUGUAAAUCCACUGUUUUCUCACAAGGGGAAGGCCUUAGAGUUGAAACCAAUGGAAAUGCAAGAAUGGGGCACCAGAACAACAGUGACUCCCUCCAAGUGCCAGACUCCGCCAGUGAGGUCAGAAACAUUGACAAGAUCUUUCCCUCUUUAAGCGAGCAGCCCUGUACUCUCCCACGGAGUCCCCAGCCUGGGCCGUCACUGAGCUCACAGCCCAGCCAGGAGCUUUCUCUCUCUGAGCAGCCAGGGAGCAGCAGCGUCCCUGACAUUCACACGGUGACUUUGCAGCUGUCCAAGUCACAGGUGGAAGAUGUUUUGCCCCCAGUUUUUUCAAUGACCCCCAAAGGAAGUGGUGCAGGAUACGGGGUGGGGUUUGACCUGGAUGAUCUCCUCGCUCAGUCCUUCACGGACCUCCAGCACUCAGACCUCAGGGAUGGUCACAGUGACUCCGCCCCCCUCUCAGCCUCUUUGCUUUCUGAUUGGCUUGAAGUCCACCGAAUGACCCCAGCAGACUUGGAAUCACUUCAGCAGGAAUUGCAGCUUGGGUCUCCCAUGAUCCUUUCGGAUACACCCACCCCUCCUGAUACAUAACUGUCUUUCUGUGAAACAAAGGGCUGUGAAUGUAGUCUCAUUGAUUAUGAAUACUGGAUUGAUUUAUUACUGAAUAACUGAGUUGCUUGAUUUAAAAAAAUUAAAAAAAAGAAAACGCUAAGUUUAGUAAUAGUCAAUAGUGAUUAUUAUUGCUAUUAGACAUUUGAUUUUUGUACAUCUAUUACAGACAUUGUAUUCUUUUUUAAAUAAAAAGAAUAGACUUGGUGUUGGUAGUUGAAUAACCAUGAGGCAGAAAAAUA
Molecule: messenger RNA, 3733 nt
Organism: Anguilla anguilla (European eel)
Lineage: Eukaryota; Metazoa; Chordata; Actinopteri; Anguilliformes; Anguillidae
Gene: mapk7
Product: mitogen-activated protein kinase 7
Exons: 7
Coding region: 96-3473 (1125 amino acids)
Biological process (GO): cell surface receptor signaling pathway; intracellular signal transduction; protein phosphorylation
Cellular component (GO): nucleus; cytoplasm
Molecular function (GO): ATP binding; MAP kinase activity
Source: RefSeq, a predicted model, not a curated record